Molecule: messenger RNA, 4199 nt
Organism: Dermatophagoides farinae (American house dust mite)
Lineage: Eukaryota; Metazoa; Arthropoda; Arachnida; Sarcoptiformes; Pyroglyphidae
Source: RefSeq, a predicted model, not a curated record
AUCAGACGUCCCAUCAACAAUGUGAUGAUGACAACCAACAACAAGUGUUUCUUUCAAGAUGGUGAUCAUAAAACUGACGAAUGUAAACUAUCUGGUGAUGCCCGACGGCAGUUCUUGUUUACAAAUCGACUAUGCUUUGGUUGCGGUGAAAGUGGACAUAAUGGCCGGGAGUGUCCAAAAAUACUGAAGUGCAAUCACUGCCAGCGAAGACAUGCGUCACAGUUUUGUUUUCGACAUAAUCAACCAAGUGUGUUAACGCCAACCAUGCCAACAUCAUCGAACGCUAAUAAUGAAGCUUCAGAAAGCUCAAGUCAACCGACGUUAUUGAUACCAGCUGGCCGAAGUCUUCAUAAAACAUUGACUACCACAAUUAAUGGACGAAAAAUACGAGUUGUGUUUGACGAUGGAGCCGGGACCUCGUUCAUCUCUUCCAAGGUGGCACACGAAUGGAAUCUUGUUGCAUCCAGAGCUGAACCAAUUUUCAUGGACACCUUAAGCAACGCUAAACCAACUGCCACUGGUCAUCAAAUGGUACAUAUAGAGAUGCCAACGUGGGGCGGACAACACGAGAAUCUCGGGUUUCGACUUAACGAUAAAUUGGACCAAUUGCAGUUUCAUUGUAUUCCUAUCGACGUGCAAAAACAGCUACGACAACAAGGUAUUGAUUUCCAAGACGAACAACGUCCGGUUGACAUGUUAAUUGGACUUGACAACAUCAACAAGAUUCAGCUUCCAGAUGAACGACGAGUAAUGCAUGACGUUAUCGCUAAACGUACCACAAUGGGUUGGGUAGUCUUUGGGGUGACCAAUCGAACGAAUGUACUGUUGAGCUACGAUCAAUCGUUAUCGGUGGAACCGGCACUGGAUGUGGACAUCGAGGAUGAAGACAAAGAAGCCAUGGAAAAAUUCCUGGAAAACUAUUGUACCGGCGAUAGUGUCAAGUACGACCAACAAGAAAAAAGAUAUUCAGUAAAAUUGCCGUUUAUCCCAAAUGUGAAAGUUCAACCAAAUUUCGAUGCGGCCAAGAAACAGUUGUGGAGCAUGGUAAAACACAUGACAAACGAAAGACGAACCGGAUAUCAAGAAUUGAUAGACGAUUUGGUCCAAAAUAAAAUUGUUGAACAAGUGGCAAUCAACCCCGAUGACGGAUACCAUAUGCCACAUUUUGUGGUCACACGCAAUGAAAACACCACGAAAAUGCGAAUCGUAUUUAAUGCCUCGAACGGAAAACAACCACUUAACAAGGCCAUUUUCAAAGGCGUGACAGCUUGGUAUAUCAUCCGCUCAUUGUUGUUCUUCCGCUUACAGACCAUAGCUGUGAUCAGUGACAUAAAAUCUGCCUUUCACAACAUCGCAAUACAACCCGAACAUAAAAAAUUUGUCAAGUUCUUAUGGAUCGAUAACGACGAAAACACGAUUUGUUACCAGUUCAAUCGGCUGCCGUUUGGCCUUUCUUCAAGUCCGUUCAUUUUAUACGCAGUGGUGAUGCAUCAUCUAAAGCAGUAUCGAUCCAAAUAUCCUCAAACGGUGAACGCGAUAAUUAAUGGACUGUAUGUCGAUGACCUGAUAUUUUCUGCCAACAACCAACGCGAAGUUGAACAGAUAAAAUGUGAUAGCCAGAUGAUCUUUGCUGAAGCAUCAAUGAUGUUGAGGAAGUGGCGGUCAUCGGACAAAGCCCUUAAUGAUCGUUGGGGUGAUGGACUUGCCGAAACCAAGGUCUUAGGCGUAGAAUGGACCGAGGAUGAUCAAAUGCGGGUGUUGAUUCCCGAAUUUACUGAUGGCGGAAACAUCACAAAACGGGCGUUGUUAAAGUAUCACGCAUCGAUUUACGACCCAUUCGGAUUUGUGUUGGCAACGACCUUGAAGCUGAAAAUGAUGAUACAUGAAUCAUGGAAAUUGGGCUACGAAUGGGAUGAUCCCUUAAGUCCAGAUCUACAGAAGAAAGCUCGGAAAAUUAUUCACGAAAUCAAAGGAUUGGAUCAAUUCAGUUUUCCCCGUCGGAUAUUUGACAAGUCAGUAGAAGAAUUCGAUUUAAUGGUGUUUGUCGAUGCAAGUCAACAUGCAAUUGGUAUCGCAAGCUAUCUAACAAAUGGUCAGCAGCUAACGUUAAUCUAUGCCAAAUCCAAAUUGAUCAAACCACGAAAGAUUGUAAGUGCUGAGCUCUUGGCGUUGUCGGCCGGUGCCAAUACAGCCAAAACAUUGGGAGAUCUCGUGAAUGCUCGACACAUAAUAUUGUUCUCUGAUUCCAUGGAUAACGUAAAACGUUUAGAAGAAGACAUGAACAAAUAUCCGUAUCCUGUGGCCGUCCAUUUGUUCAACAUAAAAUCAAAAAUCAGUGAUAUUCGACACAUACGAGGAGAAAUCAAUCCUGCUGAUGCAUUCACUAGAGGAGUGACGGUUGACGAAUUGAAGAAGUUACAUCGAUUAAAUUAUCACGAUAUUAUUGAACUACAAGAUGUGGUAGUUGGUGUUGGUUUGACGGUGAACGGUUCCUCGGAAAAAUAUGAUAUUUCUAAAUUUGAUCUUGAUAGCAAACGACCUUAUAACCAAUGGAUCGAGCUUGUGCAACAACAAUCUGACGAUUGGAAAAAAUCCAUCGAUGAAACUAUGAAUGAAUUGACCAUAUUAAUCAAAAUUAAUCAACGAAGGUUCCUGGAUGACCAUUUCGACAAACACAUUCCAACAUUUUGUGAUGAUCAAGGCCUGGUACGAUGUUUGACACGACUGGAGAAUUCAGAUUUGAGUUACGACGAAAAAUACCUGAUUGCUUUGCCGACAUGUGAAUUUACGUUAGCAUUGAUGGAACGUACACAUGAAAAUGAUGAACAUGGUUCGGUGAAUUAUACAUUGGCCAAUUUUCGAAUGAAGUAUUUCACACCACGCGCACGACAACAAUUCAUAAAAAUCAAAAACCGAUGCUCUAAAUGUCGCCAAUUACGUGCUAAACCAUUGCAAGUAUCUCUCGGUAAUCCUCCCAGUACACGAUUGGACAGAAGUCAUCCUUUUGAACAUAUCGGAGUGGACAUUUUUGAACUGAAAACCGACCCGAAAACCAUUGGAAUGAUAUUCACGUGUUGCGUCACACGGGCGGUGCAUUUCGAAGUAUUGGAAAAUAUGACAGCCGAAUGUGUAUGUGACGCCUUUCAAAUAUUCGCGGCUCUUAGAAGAGUUCCGUCCACAGUAUAUUCAGAUAAUGGAACGAACUUUAAACGACUGGGAAACAUGUUUAAUGAAGCGUAUACCGUAUUGAAAGACAAUUUCCAAUGGAGAUUCAAUACGCCCGCCGCACCAUUCCGAGGAGGCUUCUUUGAAUCGCUUAUAAAAUCCAUGAAGAAGGGAUUUUACAGUAUCAUGUGGAAAAAAGACAUUAAACCCCCGAUGGUUCGACUUGUGCUUUACCGAAUUCAAUCUUUAAUGAACGCCCGACCGUUAAUACAUGAUAAUUCAACUAUUGUCACACCGAAUCACCUGAUGUACGGAGCUGGUAGUAACGGAUCAUUGGCACCACCACGACGAGGGGUACAACCUAGUUGCUUGUUAAAAUAUUGGAGGGGAACGCAACGAUUGGUGGACGGGGCAUGGAAAACGUAUCGAGAUAUAUACCUCAAAAGCCUAAGAAAUUAUCAUCAGAAUAUCAAACAUUAUCAACAUGUUCAAGUGGGUGAUGAGGUGCUAUUGGUGGACAAAGGAUUGCCUGUAUCAUUGUGGACCACCGGAAACAUUGUCGAAACAAUCCCGGACGCUCGUGGUGUAAUCCGAACUUAUCGAGUAAAGGCCGGCGACCGAAUAUUCGAACGACCAGCACAACGUUUGGCGCCACUGGAAGCCGCUUUCGAGAGGAGGGAGGAUAUGUAACGGAUUAUUUGAAGGGGUCCAUCAGCCGGAGAAAGACAGAGCUUGAACUGUCAUCAUCGGCUGACACAAACGCCAACAUAAAAGCGCAAAGAAAAACGAUGGUGCAGUUUUAGAAUCGUUUUAUAUUCACCAUUGAUUUAAAGUGGUCUGGUCAUUUCUCACGUCGCACGUAUACUAUCGAAUCAAUAACAACGUUUUCCAAAAUCGUCUUCUGGUUUUAAUUUUUUGGUCAACAAUCAACCUUCAAUAAAUUAUUCUUCAACUCAUAUCACAAUUACUGACUUUAAUCUAUUACAAUUUUGUUCUUUUCUAUUCCAUCAAUAAAGUUUUCUUUUAAACAAACA